Messenger RNA from Salvelinus fontinalis (brook trout), 4836 nucleotides. RefSeq names its product zinc finger protein OZF-like. The coding region runs from base 243 to 1796 and encodes 517 amino acids. NCBI's taxonomy places the organism in Eukaryota, Metazoa, Chordata, Actinopteri, Salmoniformes, Salmonidae. The transcript is spliced from 2 exons. The record is from RefSeq and is a predicted model, not a curated record.
CCUAAACAGCUCGUCAACCACCUCGGUAGCUUGCUAGCCAACAUAGCCGAAAGAUUCAAGCUAUUUAUACGCUUUCGGUGUAUAUUAGCUACUGUGUGUUAGACACACUUAGGUCGUAUCUACUUGUUAACCUAUUUAAUUUAAUAUUACGUUAUUUUGUAUUAGUCAACUAUAGUAGCUGGCUGGUUAAAUUAGCACUAGCCUAGUCGCUAAUGAUAGCUAGCUAGCUAACAUCCCCGACCAUGAGUUCAAUAAACUACUCCACUCUCGUUAAAGAAGAGGAGGUCUGCUGGACGGAGAAAGAAGCUCUUGGGCUGAACAUUGUCGUGAAAGAGGAGAAGGAAGAAGAGGAUGUUACAGUAAAACAAAAAGUAGAGGGUGAGGCUGUUACCCUGAAAGAAGACGAGAAAGACGUUUCAGUGAAAGAAGAGGAAGACGCGUUCAGAGUGAAAGAAGAGAAAGACGUUUCAGUAAAAGAAGAGGAUGAAGAGAAAGAGGAGGAUGCAGUUUUUGUAGUGAAGAAGGAAGGAGAGAUUACUGUCACAUUGAAAGAUGAAGAGGUGGAGAUAGGAGAUCUGAGUAACACCAGAGAGAGGCGUGACUAUCGUGGAUCCUCUGGGGAGCCUCAACAUGAUGCUGACAAGGCAGAGAAGAGUCUCUCCAGAUCAGAACUCCUCAAGAAACACCAGCAGAGACCCACAGGAAAGAAAUCUCACUGCUGCUCUGACUGUGGGAAAAGAUUCAACUACUCAUCACACCUUAAAAUACAUCAAAGAAUUCACACUGGAGAGAAACCUUAUAGCUGUGAUCAAUGUGGGAAGAGUUUUACUACAUCUAGCAAUCUAACUGAACACCAGAGAAUUCACACAGGAGAGAAACCUUACGGCUGUGAUCAAUGUGGGAAGAGAUUUAUUCUACUACAAACCCUGAAAUCACACCAAAGAAUACACACUGGAGAGAAACCUUUUGGCUGUUAUCAAUGUGGGACGAGUUUUUCUCACUUAAGCAGCCUGAUAGGACACCAGCGGGGACACACAGGAGAGAAACCUUAUAGCUGUGAUCAAUGUGGGAAGAGUUUUACUACAUCUAGCAAUCUAACUAUACACCAGAGAAUUCACACAGGAGAGAAACCUUAUAGCUGUGAUCAAUGUGGGAAGAGUUUUACUAUAUCUAGCUCUCUGACUAUACACCAGAGAACACACACAGGAGAGAAAUCUUAUAGCUGUGAUCAAUGUGGGAAGAGAUUUAUUCUACUACAAACCCUGAAAUCACACCAAAGAAUACACACUGGAGAGAAACCUUUUGGCUGUUAUCAAUGUGGGACGAGUUUUUCUCACUUAAGCAGCCUGAAAGGACACCAGCGGGGACACACAGGAGAGAAACCUUAUAGCUGUGAUCAAUGUGGGAAGAGUUUUACUACAUCUGGCAAUCUAACUAUACACCAGAGGAUUCACACAGGAGAGAAAGCUUAUGGCUGUGAUCAAUGUGGGAAGAGUUUUACUACAUCUAGCAAUCUAACUGAACACCAGAGAACACACACAGGAGAGAAACCUUAUGGCUGUGAUCAAUGUGGGAAGAGUUUUACUACAUCUAGCAAUCUGACUAGACACCAGCAAGUACACACAGGAGUGAAACCUCAUAGCUGUGAUCAAUGUGGGAAGAGUUUUAUUAGAUCUAGCCAGCUGACAGUACACCAGAGAACACACACAGGAGUGAAACCUAAUAGCUGUGAUCGAUGUGGGAAGAGAUACUCUGAUAAAAUAUCUCUGAUUAAACAUCAGAAAAUACAUACAUGAAGGAGUUGUUUCAUGAUAUCAAUGAAAUAAUGUCACAAUGUAGAAUGUUUUAACAUUGUAGUAGGAGAUUUUUAUUAAGUUUUGAUCUAUUUGAAUGAAUGUCAGAAUGUAGAACCAUAAACGUUUGUCCCCUGUUCAGUUGAUAUUAUCUAUCUAUAUUAUCUAUCUAUUGGUUUUAGCCUCAGCGGAAAAACCCAGGCCCUGAAUUGAAAGAGUACUAUUUAUUUAACAAAAAGUGACAAAAAAAAUUGUGUUACACUUACCACGUUGGUGACCCACUUGAAUCAAAAUGCAACACUUCAACAUGUUUAGGUUUUCAAUAUUCAAUAUAUCACAAACUGUUUCUGCAUAUUGGGUAUUGAUUUGGGCACGUUAAAACUGUGUUUUAACAUUGCGCUAUUCCCAUUUAGCCAAAUGUCAUUGAAAAGAUGUUGAAAAUAAGACUUAAGCCCAACGUCAAAUAUAUGUUCGGUUGCAGUUGUAGUUUUUUUCCCCAAUGAAAAACAACUUAAUUUCAACAUACUUGCAGCCUAAACACAUGGACGUAGUAUAAUAAAUUGGUCUAUAAUCAAUUGUAUUAACAAUCUUACAUCUUACAAUUCGCACGUAUAGCUCGUUAGCACGUAUAGCACGUAUAGCUCGUUAGCACGUAUAGCUCGGUAGCACGUAUAGCUCGGUAGCACGUAUAGCUCGGUAGCACGUAUAGCUCGGUAGCACGUAUAGCUCGUUAGCACGUAUAGCUCGUUAGCACGUAUAGCUCGGUAGCACGUAUAGCUCGUUAGCACGUAUAGCUCGGUAGCACGUAUAGCUCGGUAGCACGUAUAGCUCGUUAGCACGUAUAGCUCGGUAGCACGUAUAGCUCGUUAGCACGUAUAGCUCGGUAGCACGUAUAGCUCGGUAGCACGUCCAGUGCUCCAGUUGUCUUGAUAGAUGUGGAGAGUCAACACCUUUUGUUGCGCUACCGUUUUGGUUUGCUUCCUGUCUGUAAGUUUGGUGUGGGUUUUUCUUUUGUUUGCCUCUUCUUGGGCAGAUUUAGUGGGUGACUUUUAUGUCCCAGUUGUUGUUACUUGUCAACUUUCAGUGGACACUGAGAAAACUUUUAUUGCAUCAAAUGGUUGUUUUAUGCAACAGAAUAGAGGGUUCUUUGAACUAUUGUGUCUGUGUGUUCUACUGAGGAUGGGCCUCUGGGAGAAAACACUGACAGGAGAUUUACAAUGUCUUUUGGGUGAUAAAAACCUAAAGAGACCACAUUCCAGAGCAUGAGUUAACUUCUUUGGGCUGCAAGCCUUAAGUCGGGCUCAAUAUGACAACAGCCCGUCCAAGUGCAGGGCGCGAAAUUCAAAAGAUAUUUUUUAGAAAUAUUUAACUUUCACACAUUAACAAGUCCAAUACAGCAAAUGAAAGACAAACAUCUUGUGAAUGCAGCCAAUAUUUCCGAUUCUUUAAGUGUUUUACAGCGAAAACACAAUAUAGCAUUAUAUUAGCUUACUACAAUAGCCAACCACACAGCUACAUUGAUUCAAGGCAACAGUAGCGAUAGCGACAAAACCAGCAAAAGAUAUUAAUUAUUUCACUAACAUUCAUAAACUUCAUCAGAUGACAGUCCUAUAACAUAUUACACAAUACAUAUAUGGUUUGUUCGAAAAUGUGCAUAUUGAGAGCGGAAAUCCGUGGUUAUACAUUGUGAAAACUUAGCAUCUUUUUCCCAGAAUGUCCGCAUAUAUUUCUGACACUCACCUAUUCUGAUCAAAUAACUAUUCAUAAACUUUACUAAAAAAUACAUGUUGUACAGGAAAUGAUAGAUACACUAGUUCUUAAUGCAAUCGCCGUGUUAGAAUUCUAAAAAUAACUUCAGUACGACAUACAGCUUACGUUAUAGCUAGAGAGCGCCCAAAAUCUCGGCGGAAAACACAACUACACAUUUUCGACAGAAAUAGGAAAUAACAUCAUAAAUGGGUCCUACCUUUGUUGAGCUUCCAUCAGAAUCUUGCACAAGGGGUUCUUUGUCCAGAAUAAUCGUUGUUUGGAUUUAGAAUGUCCUUUUUCCCUCUCGAAUUAGCAAGCAAAACUAGCAAAGUGGCACUAAGCUGUCCAUCGUCACCAAACGCAGAGAACAGAACACGCCAAAACUCCCGAAAAAAUGUUGAUAAUCUGAUGAAACUAUAUUGAAAAAAACAUACUUUACGAUGAUAUUGUCACAUUUAUCAAAUAAAAUCAAAGCCGGAGAUAGUAGCCGUCUAUAACGAAAGCUUUUCAAAAGCCAAUGCUGAUGUACUUCCUGCGCCAUCCUGAACAGAGGAAAUUGGGGUCCUGUCAUUCCAUGAUCUCUCUUUUGACCAUAGAAAUACCUAUACACUCCAUUUCUUCUCUCACUGCCUAUUGACAACUAGUGGAAGGUGUAUGAAGUGCAUGUAUACUAAUAGAUUUCAAGCAGAUUAAUAGGGAGGCCCUGGAACAGAGCCUCGAUUUCAGAUUUUUCACUUUCUGACAGGAAGUUUGCUGCAAAAUGAGUUGUUUUACUCACAGAUAUAAUUCAAACGGUUUUAGAAACUUGAGUGUUUUCUAUCCAAUAGUAAUAAUAAUAUGCAUAUUGUACGAGCAAGAAUUGAGUACUAGGCCGUUUGAAAUGGGCACCUUUCAUCCAAGCUACUCAAUACUGCCCCUGCAGCCAGAAGAGGUUAAUGUUUCUGUUCUAUAUGGUACCAGGGAGAGAUGACCCCAGGGCCAGACCCUGGUCUCUACACAAAGAGUACUGUUUUUACAGCAGAUACUGUCUGCUGAGAAUUAUAGGUAUCUUUCAUACAAAUAUUAAUCUUGUGACCCGUUCUAUACAUCUGUUGUUCGUCAUGUAGAUUGAAAGGGUGUAUCUUGGCUGUAAAAUACCUUUGUACUUUUGUCUCGUGGCUCUCAACAAAUCAUCUGGGGGUGAUUUGUCGACCAGCCAUUAUCGUAGAACACUCAAUUGAUUCACUUUAUAUGUGUGCGUUGUCUUGACCUACUCCCUUAUUAUUAAGUGAAUAAAGAUUUAGUUUAAGAAUAA